CGCGGCAGAUACACAGCUCAAUCGGUGGAAUUUGGGAAACUUCAAGUUAAGAGGUCAUUUCUUCUACGCAACUUUGGAAAUAUUUUAUUUAAGAGUUAAAUACACACACUAAAGUAAAAUGAUUUCUUUCAGAGUAGUUUUUAUUAUUUUACCAGAAAACUUGGAAUAUAACGUUGACUUUUGACUGGGUCUGAUUUGGACUUACCGAAGCGCUCAGAAGUACAUUUACAGCCGGGCUGUCAACUUGAUGUAGAAUUUUCAGAACCAGAAAUAAUGAAUAGGCGUACCAAUUUUACAAAAAUAAAUAUUGGAUACUAUUGCAUAAUGCGUAAAUGAUUUUAUAUUACUUUUAAAGGAGCUACUUAAGCUUCUUUCAGUGAGAACAAGGAGCGCAUUUGAAGAGUGUUUUACGCGCAAAAGAUUGACAAUAUAUUGGACAUAGGAUAUUAUUGAAACGGCAGGUCAGAGACAAUCUGACUAAAAACUGGACAUACAAUGACAAGCUGUUGGUUUGCCUUUGUGGGGUUGUGGUGGAGCGCCUAUUGCAUGUUCCUUAUUGCAGGUAGUAAUUAUUUAUUCGAUGGGAACAACGAGGUGCACCCGAGUUUCAUUCACCGGCGGUUGCGGACACACGAAAAGAGAGAGAUGCAGAAGGAGAUCCUCUCCAUCCUUGGACUUCCACACAGACCCAGACCUCAUCUGUCACAUGGAAAGUACAACUCCGCUCCGCUCUUCAUGCUGGAUCUUUACAAUACGAUAUCAAACGAGGAGAAAAACGAAGUGGAGGGCAUGUUGGAAGAGUACCAGUCCUUGUACACCACCCAAGGUCCCCGUUUACCAAAACAUCAGGAGAAUGCCUUCCUAAAUGACGCCGACAUGGUAAUGAGCUUUGUCAAUCUGGUGGAGUAUGACAGAGAGCUGUCGCCUCACAGAAUGCACCACAAAGAGUUCAAGUUCAACCUGUCCCAGAUCCCCGAGGGUGAGGCCGUCACCGCCUCCGAGUUACGCCUCUACAAGGAGUGUGCGAACCAAGUCGUCAUCAACGAGACCCUCCUGCUCAGCGUCUACCAAGUGGUGCAGGAGCACCCCAACAGGGAGGCGGACCUGUUCUUGCUGGAGUCUCGCAGGCUGUGGGCAGCCGAGGAGGGCUGGCUGGAGUUUGACAUCCUGGCCACCAGUAACUUGUGGGUGAUGAGUCCUCACUACAACCUGGGCCUCCAGAUCAGAGUGGAGACCAGCAGCGGGCGGAGCAUCAGCUCCAAGGAGGCGGGCCUAGUGGGGCGUGACGGAGGGCUGGAGAAGCAACCCUUCAUGGUGGCCUUCUUUAAAGUCAGUGAGAUGCACAUCCGCACCGCCCGCUCCACCAACAAGAACCGCAACAAGAACCGCAACCGCCCCACGCAGCCCCAGGAAGGAGGCUCCAGGGGCCCCAGCCCAGCAGAUUUCAACAGCAGUGACCAUAACACAGCCUGUAGGAGACAUGAGCUCUACGUCAGCUUCCGGGAGCUGGGCUGGCAGGACUGGAUCAUUGCACCUGAGGGCUACGCUGCCAACUACUGUGGUGGAGAGUGUGUCUUCCCCCUCAACGCCCAUAUGAACGCCACCAACCAUGCCAUUGUGCAGACACUGGUCCACCUCAUGAACCCGGAGAAUGUGCCCAAGCCCUGCUGCGCCCCCACCAAGCUGCACGCCAUCUCUGUGCUCUACUUCGACGACAACUCCAACGUCAUCUUGAAGAAGUACAAGAACAUGGUGGUCAGGGCCUGUGGUUGCCACUGACAACCGCCAUGUCGUCAUGGUCACCUGACCGCGGCGCGGGCUGCAGCGGAGACGGAGACACGACAUCCUGCGUCUGCCUGUAUGUCAGUGUGUGUACUACCCGCUCUCAUACUCAGGGUGAGGGAGGAACUGAUAAAGGACCAGACCAAUGUGCUGCUUUCCACUCUCUCUCUCAUCUAAGUGAUGUUCAAAUUCUCCGACGGCUACUUGCUCCAUUACAGCAAAACAACUCGAAGACGUAGGGGAAUUGACUCAAUGUUAUCUCAGCGCGGGUAGCCAAUCCCGUCAGAUGUAGUGGAAUGACACAGAAAACAUGUAGAAAUGGGGGAGACAGCAUUAGCCCAACUACAGUGCAUUUGGAAAGUAUUCAGACGCCUCAACUUUUUCCACAUUUUGUUAACUUACAGCCUUAUUCUAAAUUCGUUUUUUUUUAAUAUAUCUAAUCUACACACAAUACCCCAUAAUGAAGUGAAAACAAGUUUUUAGAAAUGUUUGCAAAUUUAUUACAAGUAAAAAACAAAUACCCUAUUUACAUAAGUAUUCAGAAAUUGAGUUCAGGUGCAUCCUGUUUCCAUUGAUCAUCAUUGAGAUGUUUCUACAACUUGAUUGAAGUCCACCUGUGGUAGAUUGGACAUGAUUUGGAAAGGCACACACCUGUCUAUAUAAGAUCCCACAGUUGACAGUGCAUGUCAGAGCAACAACCAAGCCAUAAGGUCACUCUGACAGAGUUCCGGAGUUACUCUAUGGAGAUGGGAGAACCUUCCAGAGGGACGACCAUCUCUGCAGCACUCCACCAAUCAGGCCUUCAUGGUGGUGGCCAGACGGAUGCCACUUCUCAGUAAAAGGCACAUGACAGCCCUCUUGGAGUUUGCAAAAAGGCACCUAAAGGAAUCUCAGACCAUGAAAAACAAGAUUCUCUGGUCUAAUGAAACCAAGAUUGAACUCUUUGGCCUGAAUGCCAAGCGUCACUUCUGUAGGAAACCUGGCUCCAUCCCUAUGGUGAAGCAUGGCGGUGGCAGCAUCCUGCUGUGGGGAUGUUUUUCAGCGACAGGGACUGGGAAACUAGUCAGGAUCGAGGGAAAGAUAAACAGAGCAAAGAGAGAUCCUUGAUGAAAACCUGCUCCAGAGCGCUCAGGACCUCAGACUGGGGCGAAGGUUCACCUUCCAAAAGAACAACAACAAUAAGCACACAGCCAAGACAACAUAGGACAAGUUUCAAUGUCCUUGAGAGGCCCAGCCAGAGCCCGGACUUGAACCUGAUCUAACAUCUUUGGAGACCUGAAAUUAGCUAUAAAUGUGAUAUUUCAGUUUUUGCUUUGCCAUUAUGGGGUAUUGUGUGUAGAUGGACGAGGAAAAGAAAACAUCCAUUUUAGAAUAAGGCUGUAAUGUAACAAAAUGUGGAAAAAGUCAAUGGGUCUGAAUACUUCCCCAUUGCAUUGUAUGAAUAAAAUAUACUGUCUGACUAACCAAAGCCUGAUUUUAUCAUCAACAAUCUGCUGAUAUUGUAAUAUUUAUGUCACGUUAGUUAAUGUAAAAAGAUAUUUCCUACUUGUUAUGUAUUGUACUCGUAAGCUUUUCCGCCAUAUUCACCUGGCUUCCAAAAAUAUAAUACGGGCCGAACGGAAACGACCACAUACUCUUUUAGUUGUGAUAUCUUCAUUUGGUCAAUAUUUGCCAGGCUCACGCGGAGUUCAUUUCACUGGACUGGUUCAUCAGGUAGCAGGUUGUGGCUCAACUGACGUACCGCUCCAAAGACGGCUUCCACCUCAUCCCUCGGACAUACCGCAAACUGUUACUCCAAUCGAACUUAACAUAUUAUUCCCAAAAACCUGCACAGAGUAGAAAAGCUAUUUGUUGGUCAAACCAGCUGAUCAAAUGUUUAGGACCAAUUUUCUGAAAUUAGCUUCGGUGUGAUUUUUUUUGACCAUUUGUCAUUGAUGUAGAAAUAGGAAGUGUCAAUGUAUUCACAGAACUUUGUGCGAGUACAAACAUUCAAAACAUGCUAAGACAUUGACAUAUGGGUUUAUAAACAGAACAGUUGACUAUAGCUGAAAAUUGGAUACCCUUUGUACCAAAAGAAAAUCCAAAAAUCACAAAAUAUACCUCUGGUAAGCUGCUGUUUACAUUUGUGAUCAUGUUUAGACUUACUUUUGUGUGUAAAUACUUGUACAUUUUCAGCUUAUUUAUUGCACCUCUUAAAAUGUCAUGCCAUAUUACAGAGAAAUGUGAACAAAUGAAAAAUACUAUUUUUGGAAAAAGACAUUUUAUUACAAAAUCUCAUGUUACAACUUGCUUUUUGUUUACAAAAUACAUGGGCAGUGUACAACCCACUCACGAGAGAAAAACAAACAGCUUUCCUUCACUGGAGUCUGCCUAGACCAUGUGCUAUCCAUAAAGAUUGUACUAACAAUAUGUGGUUAGCCUCUGAA
This is a messenger RNA of Salvelinus fontinalis (brook trout), 4208 nucleotides long. RefSeq names its product bone morphogenetic protein 7-like. NCBI's taxonomy places the organism in Eukaryota, Metazoa, Chordata, Actinopteri, Salmoniformes, Salmonidae. The coding region runs from base 496 to 1779 and encodes 427 amino acids. Gene Ontology annotation, molecular function: growth factor activity; cytokine activity. Gene Ontology annotation, biological process: SMAD protein signal transduction. Gene Ontology annotation, cellular component: extracellular region. The transcript is spliced from 7 exons. The record is from RefSeq and is a predicted model, not a curated record.